Diceros bicornis minor is the source of this 2081-nucleotide messenger RNA. RefSeq names its product lipase member K. Bases 328 to 1527 code for a protein of 399 amino acids. The record is from RefSeq and is a predicted model, not a curated record. The transcript has 10 exons. Gene Ontology annotation, biological process: lipid metabolic process. Gene Ontology annotation, molecular function: hydrolase activity, acting on ester bonds. Gene Ontology annotation, cellular component: intracellular membrane-bounded organelle. NCBI's taxonomy places the organism in Eukaryota, Metazoa, Chordata, Mammalia, Perissodactyla, Rhinocerotidae.
UACUGAGAAGCUUCCAAUUCAUCUAACCCUUGAGACACAGAACUUGGGGACUGGCUUGGCAGGAGCAGGGAUUUUAGUCCAUUAACACUCUUUUUUCAUCACUGGCUAAGAAUUCACCCACGAGGUUGCAUGGGCGGCAUCUGUCAUAUUUGAAACCAUAAUUAAUCUGCAUCCUGUUGAGAAAUUUCUGGUUGCAACAUCUCCUGGGCUGUUUCGAACAGAGCAUGCGCCACUGACAGCUGCCUGUGGAAGGAGCUGGAAUCAACCUGAAGCUCCCAGCCCUGGAAGACAGACCCCCAGAGACGACAGAGAUUGGGCAGACCCAAAAUGUGGCAGCUUUUAGCAUCAGCAUGCUGGAUGCUUCUUCUUGGACCUGUAUAUGGUUAUCACAAGAGAGGAAGCAUCACAAAUCCUGAAGCCAAUAUGAAUAUUAGCCAGAUUAUUUCCCACUGGGGUUAUCCUUAUGAAGAGUAUGAUGUUGUGACAAAAGAUGGUUAUGUCCUCGGAAUUUACAGGAUUCCUCAUGGAAGAGGAUGUGCAAGGAGAACAGCUCCAAAGCCUGUUGUGUAUUUGCAACAUGGUUUAGUUGCAUCUGCCAGUAACUGGAUUUGCAAUCUGCCAAACAACAGCUUGGCUUUCCUUCUGGCAGAUAGUGGUUAUGAUGUGUGGAUGGGGAACAGCCGGGGAAAUACCUGGUCCAGAAAACACUUGACAUUUUCACCAAAAUCACCAGAAUUCUGGGCUUUCAGUUUGGAUGAGAUGGCUAAAUAUGACCUUCCAGCCACAAUCAAUUUUAUCGUAGAGAAAACUGGACAGGAGCGACUCUACUAUGUGGGCCACUCCCAAGGCACCACCAUUGCUUUCAUAGCAUUCUCUACAAAUCCAGAGCUGGCUAAGAGGAUUAAGAUAUUUUUUGCAUUGGCUCCAGUCGUCACAGUGAAAUAUACUAAAAGUCCUAUGAAAAAAUUAACAAUUCUUUCCAGAAAAGUCAUCAAGGUGUUAUUUGGUGAAAAGAUGUUCUAUCCUCAUACAUUUUUUGACCACUUCAUUGCCACCAAGGUGUGCAACCGGAAGCUAUUUCGUCAUAUUUGCAGCAAGUUCCUGUUUACUUUAAGUGGAUUCGAUCAAAAAAACUUAAACAUGAGUCGCUUGGAUGUUUAUUUGGCACAGAGCCCCGCGGGAACAUCUGUUCAGAAUAUGUUGCACUGGGUCCAGGCUGCUAAUUCUGGUCUGUUCCAAGCUUUUGAUUGGGGAAACCCUGAUCAGAACAUGAUGCACUUCCACCAGCUUACACCUCCCUUGUACAACGUUACUAAGAUGGAAGUUCCAACAGCAGUGUGGAGUGGUGGACAGGACCUUGUGUCUGAUCCCAAGGACGUUGAGAAUUUACUCCCUAAAAUUACCAAGCUUAUUUAUUACAAGUUGAUUCCGCACUACAACCAUGUGGAUUUUUACCUUGGACAGGACGCACCCCAGGAAAUUUACCAAGACCUAAUUAGAUUGAUGGAGGAAUGUUUGCAAAAUUAAAUAUACUUUCCUUUCUCUAAGCAAGUAGGUUUUCAUAAUGUGGUGCACAGACCCUAAGGUGACCCCUCCAAAUAUUUUCUCCUCUUCGUGUCCAUGCAUUUGUGUAAUCCUCUCCCCUUGAGAGUUGAAGGGACCUGAGACUUGCUUCUAGCCAACAGAAUUGACAAAGGUGAUGGGAUGGCACAUCUUUGGUUGAUUAUGUUUAUGGCAAAGGUGAUGGGAUGUCACUUCCUGAUGACAUUCUAUUAUAUAAGAAUCCAUCUUAGCAGACUGGAGCAGGAGAUUCUCCUUGUUGGCUUGAUGAAGUAACCAGAUAUGUUGAGGAAGCCCACCCGAGAAGGAACCGUGUGUGGCUUUUAGGUUCUGCAGGUGGCUUCCAGCCGUUAACCUGCAAAAAACCAGGACUCUCGGUCAUAUAGCUACAAGGAAAUGAAUUCUGCCUAAAAUCUGAAUGAGCUUGGAAGUCCAUUCUUCCCUAGUACAGCCUCCACUUGAGAAAGCAGCCUGUGAACACCUGGAUUGCAGCCUGGUGAGACCCUGAGCAGAGACCCAGC